AUGAAGAACGAGGGAGACCACAACGAAAUCCACACAGUGGAGGAGUCAUAUCAGGAUUCAGACUGUGGAGAGAGCUUCAGGCAGAGCUCCCAUUCCUCUUCCCAUCAAAGAAAUCCCCUUGAGAAUAAACCCCAUCAGUGCUUGGAGUGUGGAAAGAGCUUCAGUCGCCGAGGCCAGCUUACUGUUCAUCAACUUAUUCAUACAGGGGAGAAACCCUAUAAAUGUUUGGAAUGUGGAAAGAGCUUCAUUAGGAGCAGCAAUCUCACUUCCCAUCAAAGAAUUCAUACAGGAGAGAAACCCUAUCAGUGCUUGCAGUGUGGAAAGAGCUUCAGUCACAGCCACCAACUAAGUGUCCAUCAAAAUAUUCAUACAGGGGAGAAACCCUAUAAAUGUUUGGAAUGUGAUAAGACAUUCACUCAGAGCUCCCAGCUCAGGACUCAUCAAAGAAUUCAUACUGGGGAGAAACCCUACCAGUGCUUGGAAUGUGGAAAGAGGUUCCGUCAGAGAUACAAGGUCACUGUCCAUCAGAGAAUUCAUACAAGGGAAAAACCUUAUCAGUGCCAAGAUUGUGGGCAGAGCUUCAGAAAAAAGGACAGAUUAACUUCCCACCAAAGAAUUCAUACAGGGGAGAAACCCUACCAGUGCCAAGAGUGCGGAAAGAGCUUCAGAACAAAGGAGAGUUUCACAGUCCAUCAUAGAAUUCAUACAGGGGAGAAACCUUAUCAGUGCUGGGAGUGUGGAAAGAGCUUCAGUCAAAAGAACAGUUUCACUUCCCACCAAAGAAUUCAUACAGGGGAGAAACCUUAUCAGUGCUGGGAGUGUGGAAAGAGCUUCAUUCUAAAAGGCCAACUUAUGUCCCAUCAAAUAAUUCAUACAACAGAAAAACCCUAUCAGUGCCAAGAAUGUGACAAGAGCUUCAGUCGAAGAGAGAGUUUCACUUCCCAUCAGAGAAUUCAUACAGGGGAGAAACCCUAUAAAUGUUUGGAAUGUGGAAAGAGAUUCACCCGGAGCACCAGUCUCACAACCCAUCAAAGAAUUCAUACAGGGGAAAAACACUUUCAGUGCUUGGAAUGUGGAAAGAGAUUUAUUCUCAGAAGGCAGCUUACCCACCAUCAGAGAAUUCAUACAGGGGAGAAACCCUAUAAAUGUUUGGAAUGUGGAAAGAGCUUCAAUGAGAGGUCCAAGCUAACUUCCCACCAAAGAAUUCAUACAGGAGAGAAACCCUAUCAGUGCUUGGAAUGUGGAAAGAGCUUCAAUGAGAGGUCCAAGCUAACUUCCCACCAAAGAAUUCAUACAGGGGAGAAACCCUAUCAUUGCGUGGAAUGUGGAAAGAGCUUCAUUCACAAAGGCCAGUUCAUGGCCCAUCAAAGAAUUCAUACGGGAGAGAAACCUUAUCAGUGCUUGGAAUGUGGAAAGAGCUUCAUUCACAGACGCCAGCUUACUGUCCAUCAAAUAAUUCACACAGGGCAGAAACCCCAUCAGUGCUUGGAAUGUGGAAAGAGCUUCAUAGACAAAGGCCAGCUCACUGUCCAUCAAAGAAUUCAUACAGGGGAGAAGCCAUAUCAGUGCUUUGAAUGUGGAAAGAGCUUCAAUAAGAGCAGCACUCUCACUUCCCAUCAAAAAAUUCAUACAGGAGAGAAACCCUAUCAGUGCUUGGAAUGUGGAAAGAGAUUCACCCACAGCACCAGUCUCACAACCCAUCACAGAAUUCAUACAGGGGAGAAACCCUAUAAAUGUUUGGAAUGUGGAAGCAACUUCAAUACGAGCAGCAAACUCACUUCCCAUCAAAGAAUUCAUACAAGGGAGUAA
Molecule: messenger RNA, 1809 nt
Organism: Podarcis lilfordi (Lilford's wall lizard)
Lineage: Eukaryota; Metazoa; Chordata; Lepidosauria; Squamata; Lacertidae
Source: the annotation of a GenBank genome assembly